UUUUCUCCACGUCGCCUGCAUCUGCGCACUGCGCUCUCCUCUCCUCAUCAACUUUCUUACUUUAAAUAAAAAUACACCGAAAUUCCUGCGUGAGGUGACAUAAACCGUAUGGAAAUAUGUUUAAGAAACUGAAGCAGAAGGUGAUAGAAGAGCAGUCACCGCACAGGAAUAGUCCGCAGCAGGUGAACUCAGCAGAGAGACGCACUAAUCCUCCAUUUCUGCAUCAAGAUGCCCCGCCCUCACCAAGUGAUAGAGAGCUCCUGGCCGGGAUGAUAGCAGAACCUGCUUUACUGUCCGAGUAUACUGUCUUUGCUCUGGACAACUUAAAACGACCCAAAGCGGCCCAGGUGCCCAGUGUGAGUCUUGCUAGGGCGGCGGGGAGCUCUCCUAGAGGAAGUGUUAAUGGGGAUGGAAUCACCUCUCCUCAGAAAGAGGAAACUCAGUCUCUUGCUCAGAAGCUUCAGCAGAAGGUUUCCUCCGUAGAGUCUAUGCUCCGGGGAUCAGGCCGCGUUGAAGGACUCUUCCGCUCCGGCUCACGGGACAGUCUGGUCAGAAGCUCCUCCCGCGAAUCCCUGAAUCUUGUUGGGGAAAAUGAAGCCCAGGCCCCAGCAUAUGACCCUCCUUCAGACAUCGAGAGUGAGGCAGAAGAUCUACCUGCAGUCGAGAGUCUGUCUAAAGAGCAACUAUUAAACCGUCUGCACCGGGUUGAGAGAAGCCUUGGCAACUAUAGAGGAAAAUACUCAGAGUUGGUCACAGCAUACAGAACAACACAGCGUGAUAAAGAGAAAACGCAGGCCAUCCUAAGUCAGAGUCAAGAUAAAGCUUUGAGAAGAAUAGGAGAACUUAGAGAGGAGCUUCAGAUGGACCAGCAGGCUAAGAAACACCUGCAGGAGGAGUUUGAUGCCGCUCUAGAGGAGAAAGAUCAGAUGAUCACUGUGCUUCAGACACAGGUGUCUCUUCUGAAGAAACGUCUUCAGGCGUCUGGUGGUGUUGUCUCAACAGAACUUGAGACCUCUACAUCCACAGAUGCAGUCGAUGCACCAUCUGACCUUCAGAGCCCCACGAAAGAUGAAGGCUCGACACUGAACACUGCAGAGGGCAGCAGCGAGCCAGGCAGCAGCGAUGUUAAUGUUGAGGCUCUUCAAAAGCGAAUAAAGAGGCAGGAGAGUCUUCUGCAAAGAUGUAAAGAUAUGAUUCGCGCCAGUAAAGAGCGAACGGCACAGCUGGGCAGUGAAAAUGAGGUUUUACAGCAGCAGCUGCAGGAGAGACUGCAGGAGCUUGAGAAAGUAAAGGAACUUUACACUACAGAGAAAACCAAGCUGAUCACACAGCUGGGGGAUGCCAAAAACCUCAUUGAGCAGCUGGAGCAGGACAAGGGCAUGGUUAUUGCUGAAACCAAGCGUCAGAUGCAUGAGACCCUGGAGAUGAAGGAAGAGGAGGUCGCUCAGCUGCGCUCCAGACUCCAGCAGACCAUCACGCAGAAAGAUGAGCUACAGGAACAGAAGGAGAAGUCGGAGAAAGCAGCGUUUGAGGAGCUUGAGCGAGCUCUGGGUGUGGCCCAGCGGGCGGAGGAGGCACGUCGUCAACUACAGGUAAACAUGGAGGAGCAGAUGAAGCAGGUGGAGCAGGCCAGUGAGGAGGAGAGAAAGAAUCUACAACAGGAGCUCACCAGGGUCAAACAGGAAGUGGUCACCAUUAUGAAGAAGUCUUCCGAGGAUAGGAUAGCAGAAAUUGAGCGGUUACACGCAGAAGCUUUAGCAAACAAAGAGCAGGAACUGAGUGCCCAGAUCAAACAGGCUGUGGAGCAGUGUCGAGAAGAACUGUUGCACUCGGCACAGGAAAGAGAGCAGCAGGCAUCUCUUGCACUAGAGGAGGCCGAGUUGCAGAAAGGCGCGAUUCAAGCUGAGGCGGACAACAAAGCCAAAGAACUGCAGCUUGAGUUGGAGUCUGCCAGAACAAGAAUUCAAGAGCUUGAGAGUUGUAUGGGUGACUCUGAAAAGGAUGGUGCCCAGUCGGAUGAAAUCUCGUUGAAGAUCGAAGAACUGAAAAAGAAAUGUGAGUCUGAAAUAGCUGCUUUAAAGGAAAACCACCAGGAAGAGCUGGAAAAGACGAGGACAGAGCAGAUAACAGCCCUCAACCAGCAGCAUGAUGUCACCGUGAAAGAACUGGUAGAGAAACAUAAAGCGGAAAUUGAAGGCAUUUUGAAAGACAAAGAGGAACAGUUUCAUUCUCAUGUGCAAGAUAUGAACCAAAAGAUGCUGGAUAAGCUCAGCGACAAGCAAACAGAGCUGGAGACUCUAUCUUCUGAGCUUACUGAGGUACUAAAGAGUAAAGAACAGUUGGAAGAGAGGCUUUCUUUUAUGGAAACUGCCAGUGAAUCCACAAGAAAGGAGUUUGAGGAGAGGCUCAAGGAAGAACAAGUAAAAUUUCAGGCUGAGGUUGAAGCUGCAAAACAUCAGAAUGAACAAUCAUACGCAGGGGAGGAAAAAAUGCUGAAGGAAGAGAUAAACCAGCUGAAGAUCCUGUUGGAGGAAAAGGAAAAGGCUCUGGAGGAACAUGUUGUCAGGGAAAAGGCUUUACAGGAAGAAGUCAAGCAGGCUGUGGAAGAUGGAAGUGCCCAGUUAGAGGAGCUCAGACGUAAGUCACAGUCUGAUAAAGAAGCCCUUGAUGAUGCGAGGUCUCAGAUUAGCACACUGACAGAAGAUCUACAACAAACUAAGAACCAAAUGCAAAGUCUGGAGCAGGCUCUUGAGGCAAUGCGUAAUGAUUGUCAGGAGAAAAAUGUGUGCCUUGAACAAAAGACAAAUGAACUUCAAGAACUAGAGCAUAAGUUAGAGCAAGUUAAAAAAGACCUGUCUGAAAGAGAGAAUUCGCAUGCAGGAACCUGUAAAUCAAUGCAGGAGGAGCAGAAUAAGUUGAGGAAACAGCUGGAUGACCAGAAGAAUUCUCACGAGAAAAAACUUGAGAACAUUAGGAAAGACAUGGAUUGCAAGCUGAAAUCCCAGGAAAACAAGAUGGAGAAAUUAAAGCAGAAAGCUAUAGAAGCACAGGAAAAGUUGAAGAAAAAGCUACAAGAACAUGAGGAGAAUGCCAAAACGGAGUUAUCCAAAAAAGAUCAAGAGUUACAACUAAAAGAGCAACAACUAAAGGAGAAGAUCUUGGAGGUGGCGCAAGCAAGCUCCGAAGGCCUCAGCAGUGCCGUCUCUGAUUUAGAGGCAAAUCACAAGGAGCAGUUGGAGAAGCUUCAUGUGACCUAUAAGCAAGAGAAGGAAGGCCUUGUUCAUCACUGGCAGGAGAAGCUUGUUCAGCAUGAGGAGGAAAUCCAGGAAAAACACACAGUCGCUUUGCAAGAGAAAACACUAGAGUUGGAAGAAAUAUCACAGCAGCUUUCAAACAGCAAGGAAGAGAAAGAACAGAUCAUGAAAGAUGCCCAAAACCUCAGAGAGGAGCUUGCCAUGAGGGAAACCACUGUGCAGAAACUACAGACAGAGCUCAAGGAGGCAGCAAACAAGCUAGAGAGUCUAUCUAAAGGAGAGGAUAUACUUAAAAAACAAGCCGAAACAAUGGAGAAGAAUCUAAACCAGGCCUUAAAUGAAAGAAACAUCCUUCAGGAUGAGCUUAGAAAGGCAGAGGAAGCUAGCAAAGAGAGAUUACAGGGCUUGUCUGAAGAGUUGAUUAACACCCAACAAAAGCUGAGUGUUCUUGAAACUUCCAAGUGUGAGGAGGGUGAAGAUCUUCAGAGGGCACUUGCACAAAAAAGCACUGAACUCCAAAAUAAAGAAAAGGAAUAUCAGGCACACAUAUGCACCAUCACAAAGGAGUUAGAGCAGUGUUGUCAAGAUGCUCAGGCUAAGUUUGAUGGUUUUAGUGAGGAGCUGGGCAAGAAUGUUGAGGAAAAAGUCGGGAAGUUGCAACACAGGGUUAUGCAUCAUCAGAAAAGAUUUGCAAAUCUAGGAAAUGUUAUUUUGACAAAAACUGACAGAAUUCACACUUUAGAGAAAGAACUUCAGCAGACUGUUGAGGAGAACCAGAAUCUAAAGAGAUUGUCUGAUGAGAUGACUGUUCAGUUCAAUGAAAAUUCAGAAAAACUUAAAGCCUUACAAGCAGAAAGGGAGUCUUUGCAAACUGAUGCUGAGAAUCGCUCCCAGGUACUUUCUGAGAAAGACCUUCGCAUCGAGCAGCUUUGUGAAGAAAAGAAUCACAUAUCAGAAAAUCUCAAAGCGAAUGCUUUGCAAAUAAGCAAUCUAGAAUCUUUUAUAAAUGACUUAAAGACACAGUUAGCAAAUAGCAUAACUGAGAAAGACGAAGCCAUAUCUCUGCUGAAUCAGCAGCACAGCGAGGAAAAGGAAAAGCUAGCACGCCAACUGGCAGAGACCGUAGAAAGUUUGGAAAAAGAGAAGAGCGCUCUUCAAGAGCAGGCAGACUCACUCAGGAACAAACUCUCUGAGCUGAAACAGAAGUUCAGACAGAGCCACAGCACUGUUAAGUCACUUCAGGAAAAAAUUGCGGACAUGGAGAAGCAGAUUGGAGAGAAGGAUGUGCACCUUCAGAAGCUCACUGCCAGCAUUGACAAUCAGUCCAUGAGUAAGUCAGAGAUGGACCAGGCACUUAGUGAAAAAGAGCAGAGGGUUCAGUCACUGACCUCAGAGCUUGAAAGCUGCUCGAAGAAAGUCAGCGAGCUUGAGGAGCAGCUGGAGCUUCGGAUGAAAGAGCAGGAGCAACUCGCAGCGGAUUUGAAGCAACACCAAAGUAUUAGGGAAAACGAAAAGACGGAACUCGUGAAACAACUGCAGGAUGCUCAGAACCAAAACUCUCAAAAUGGUGCCCUAGUCCAAAAAACUGAGGAAAGUCUGCAGUCAUUGAAGACAGAAAUCCAAGCUGCCAGGCAGGAACUGGAAUCCCAACGAAAUGAGUUCGAGAAGGAGAAGGCUGAGAUUCUGAGUGCAAAAGAAGAGGCCUUGAGGGUGGCACAAGAAAAGGGGUCCUCUGAGACGGCAGCUAAAAUAGCAGAGUUGAAAAAGAAGGCUGAGCAAAAAAUUGCCAUGAUUCGUAAACAGUUGACAUCACAAAUUGAGGAAAAGGAGAAGGCCAUCAGAGAUCUUCAGACACAACUAGAAACAGUCAAGCAAACUCAGCUUGAAAAGGAAGAACGUAUACAGACUCUGGAGGAGAAUGAGAAGAAAGUGGAGGAGACCAUUGCAAAAUUAAAAGAAGAACAUGAACGGUAUCUACAGGAAGUACGGCAGAAAGAGACUAAGGACAAGGAGACUUUACUACAGAGCUUAAAAGACACGUAUGAAGUGAAGCUCGCUGGGCUUCAUAAAGACGUGACUACAAAAGAGGAGGAACGCGCUAGUGCUGCUAAAGAAAAAGUUGAAAGUCUUUUGAGACUUGGAGAGCUCGAGACCAAACUCUCAGAAUCUGUUGAGCAGAUUACCAACUACCAUUGUGAGAUUAGUCGUCUUACGGCAUCCCUGUUCGAGCAGACGGCACUUGUCCAAGAGCUUCAACAGACCUGUUUGGAUCUACAAGGCCAGAUUGAAGAGAAACAAUCUGAGAUAGUUCAUGUGUCACAAAUGCAAACUACCUGCAGUAGUUUAGGAAUAGAGCCUGGAGCGUUACCUGGCAAAGAGGACAUGGACACGGUUAAGGACCAAGAUGACUGGAGAAGUCAAAAAGACUUGUUGGUGAAGGAGUAUGAGGAGAAGCUCCAAGACUUGCAGCAAAAGCUGGAAGAGAAAGAAAAUCAGCUACAAGCACAACAGAGUUUACCUCAAGGAAAUGGAGAGACAAACCCAGAGUGCCUAAUAAACGUUUCAGACACCUCAGAAAAUGAUCUUAAGCAAAAACUAGCCGAGGCAGAGAACGAAAAACAGAAGCUUCACAAAGACUACACGAGGCUUCAGAAAGAUAUCCGCUCUCUACGGAAAGAGCACGAGAAGGAGCUGGAAUUUCUGAAAAAGGAGAUGACUGAGGAAAAUGAGAAGAAGCUGAAGCUUGAAGUGGAAGAUAUGGAAAUUAAACAGAACUCCGCUCUUAAGCAGUUAAUGAGGGAGUUUAACACCCAAAUGGCCUUGAAGGAAAAGGAACUAGAAGGCUCAAUAAAGGAGACCAUUGAGAAAGCUCAGGGUGUCGAAACCGAGCUCAUAAGCAGCCAUCGAGAAGAAGUGAGUCAGCUUCAAAAAUUAAUCACCCAGAAGGAAGAAGAAUUGAACAGUAUAGUUCAGCGGUACGAGCAGGUCCUUCAGAGCCGUGAGGAGGAGAUGGGUGGCCGGGUAUGGGAGGUGCAGAAGGAGUUAGAGGAGCUACAGCAGCGAAGUCUCAGUGGCCCUCAGGGUCUUGAUGAACUAAAGCUUCAGCUCGCCGAAAAGACGACCCUGCUGAGUGAAGCCAGGCUGAAAGAGCAGGAAUAUCAUGACAGGAUUCAUGCACUUGAGGACAAGAUAAGACGUGGCAAUAAACCCACAGUCGUAACUCACCUGGGAAGCCCAUACAAAGGUGCUUCACACAACAGCAUGGACCCUUUCAAUGAGCCCACCGAGUUUGAGUAUCUAAGGAAGGUUAUGUUUGAAUACAUGAUGGGACGAGAGACUAAGACGAUGGCCAAAGUUAUAACAUCCGUGCUAAAGUUUCCACCCGACGAGGCACAGAAGGUUCUGGAGCGGGAAGAUGCACGUGUGAUGCCUUGGCUCCGGUGAGUUGGAUCAGAACCGUGAUGGAAGCUGUUUGAGGAUUCUGCUGCUGAGAGACGAUUGUCACGAAAGCUGCUGAUCUACUGAUGUUUGCGGGAGUGUUAUGUUUGUAUGGUUACUGGUAUAAGGGAGGUUUGAUUAAAAUAACGGGAGUACAUUUAAAGAAUAUUCCUUAAUUUAGUAGCUUGCCAAGAAAUAAUUUAUUAUGGACUUUACUUGCUUUCCUUUUUUUUAUUUUUUAGAUUAGACGAUUCUUUUAUAAAGCUGCAUUUUGGAGAUUUGUGCAAUACGUUUAAUUUCUUUAUUUCUUUUUCUUAACUCUUUUCUUUGUAUUUAUCUUUUUUUUUUUCUGUGUUAUAGUAUGAUGAAUUUCUCUGUACCUUUCUGUGCAGCACAUGUACAAUAUAGACACAGGCUCUUAGUACUGUAAGCGAAUUGUAUACGGACGUAUUUUCUAGUUUUUAUUUAAUACUGUAUUUUCAAGGGAAACUGACCGAUAGUAAUCAUGCUUCAUAUUGUAAAUUGUAAAUAAUCAUAGAUGAUAAAAUGCUAUAAAUCUCUGUAGGGCACAUUGUGGUUAAUACAUUUUAAGACAAAUAAUAAAGUUUUAUUUACACUACACUCAAA
Messenger RNA from Paramisgurnus dabryanus, 7319 nucleotides. RefSeq names its product golgin A4 (gene golga4). The record is from RefSeq and is a predicted model, not a curated record. Lineage: Eukaryota; Metazoa; Chordata; Actinopteri; Cypriniformes; Cobitidae. Gene Ontology annotation, biological process: Golgi vesicle transport. Gene Ontology annotation, molecular function: small GTPase binding. Gene Ontology annotation, cellular component: Golgi apparatus.